AUGAAGUUUCAAGCUGUUUGGCAUGCCUUAGCUGCAACGAAAAUCACCUUGACAGUCAGUCUGGCGUUCUUGCUCGGCAUUGCCAUCGAACAGGUGGGCAGACUAGAAUUGGAUGCCGAAAUUCGUUAUAUCGGUACGUUUGAUCAUCCAAACACAUUCCGAUGUGCUCGUCAGUUACCAGAUGGUUUUGAACAACCAUUUCAAUUGGAUCCGUUCCUAGUCAAGCCACAUAAAACCGUGGAGCAACAGACGCUUCCCAACCUAUCUGAACUGGUUUGGCCGGAGGAGGUGGUAGCUCCGAGACCGGCCGAUCGAAUCAAUCUGACCGAAGGACUCCAACCGGAAAUGCGUGAACCGUUUAAACCGGUCAUGAGCAAAGGUCAGAUGGCGGUUUCUCGGCGUCUAUUGCAGGUUUUCUCCGAUCUCAUGUUCGAGCAUGGUUAUGGGGAUAGAUUCUGGCUUCAGGGUGGAACCCUCGUGGGCUCCUAUCAUUUUCACGAUUUCAUUCCGUGGGAUGAUGAUGUCGAUGUGUUGGCAGAUGCAGAGCUACGGCCGGAAAUACAGCGACUUUUGAAAACACUCGAACCGGACUAUCAAUGGUAUGAAAUGGUCGAACGAGACAAACUGUUCACCAAACCGAUCAAUAGUUCACAAAGCCACUUGGAUCUUGAGUACAGUCGAUACACAGCGGAUAAACCUUGGGCUUGGCCAUUCAUGGAUAUAGGUUAUUAUCAAGUCGGGCCUACACAUACCUGUGAGUCCACAUGGAGACUUAGUCGAGGUGUGUGCAUACCGAACUCGGUAAUUUUCCCCCUGAUUUAUCGACCAUUUGGCAAACAAUGGUAUCCAACUCCGUCAAAUGUCCCUGUCUACUUGCGUUCCUUAUAUCGGGAACACAGUAGUUGCGUCACUUUCGGUUAUUCUCACAUCUUGGAAGGUGGGUCACAGGUGGCCAGAGUACCGUGUCACACACUAGCUGAUCAAUAUGCGUUUAUGCGACACGUGCCCGUACCGAAUGCGAUGAUGGUCUCAAUCAAUAACUCCCUAUCCACAAUGUUUAUGGUUGAUUUGGAGCAAUUGGUAAAAAAGUCCGAAAACGGAUGGGACGUGAUCCAUGAAUUACGAUUGCCAAUUCAGCUAGUGAAAGUGAAUGACUUGGAUGGAUACGGGAUCCCGGAACAAAGAUAG
Echinostoma caproni is the source of this 1188-nucleotide messenger RNA. The record is from the annotation of a GenBank genome assembly. NCBI's taxonomy places the organism in Eukaryota, Metazoa, Platyhelminthes, Trematoda, Plagiorchiida, Echinostomatidae.